This is a messenger RNA of Oreochromis niloticus (Nile tilapia), 2248 nucleotides long. It is a transcript of the gene kcnk4b, whose product is annotated as potassium channel, subfamily K, member 4b. The record is from RefSeq and is a predicted model, not a curated record. Gene Ontology annotation, molecular function: outward rectifier potassium channel activity; potassium ion leak channel activity. The coding region runs from base 339 to 1742 and encodes 467 amino acids. Gene Ontology annotation, biological process: stabilization of membrane potential; potassium ion transmembrane transport. Lineage: Eukaryota; Metazoa; Chordata; Actinopteri; Cichliformes; Cichlidae. Gene Ontology annotation, cellular component: plasma membrane. The transcript is spliced from 8 exons.
ACUCAGCACCAGCCAUCAUUCUCACACACACUCGCUCUGACACACACAAACUCCCAGUAUGCAGCUGCCCGAACUCCUGAAACGCUUUGCAUGAGGUGGCCGUUACUCUGGAUUUUUAUGAUCCUGCAUAUUGAGUGUCCCCUCCUUCAGAGUGUGAGGGGGACGGGCUCCCCAGUGGUUACGGCUCUAGGGACUCCAUCCUCAGAGCCAGCACAGAGAGGGACUGGAAAAGACGAAAACGGGGGCAACUAAGGCGGCUUAACAGCUGCAGCAACUCCAGCGCUGAGGCUGGCACAGAGAAGCAGCAGCCUGCGUUUGGACUGAGUGGAGGUGCAGCCAUGCGCUGCUCCACCCUGCUCGCCAUAUUGACGGGGGUUCUUCUCUACUUGGUGCUGGGAGCUGUGGUGUUCCGUGCCCUGGAGGCUCCGCAGGAGGAGGGCGUGCACAUGAAGCUGCAGGACACACGCCGGGACUUCCUGCUGAACUUCUCCUGUGUUGACUCAGACAAGCUGCAGGUUCUUAUAGAGGAGGUGGUAGAGGCCACGGGAGCAGGUGUGGAUCCCAUAGGCAACGCUACAUUUGUCAGCAAAUGGGAUCUGGCCAGUGCCUUUUUUUUCUCAGGGACCAUCAUCACAACCAUCGGUUUUGGAAACAUUUCUCCCAAAACAGAAGGAGGGCAGCUGUUCUGCAUCUUCUAUGCCCUGGUGGGAAUCCCAUUGUUUGGUAUCCUGCUCGCUGGAGUGGGAGACCAUCUGGGUACUGGGCUGAGGAAAACUGUCGCCAAGAUAGAGAAGCUCUUCCUGAAAUGGCGAGUUAGUCCCACCAUCGUGCGUGUGAUCUCAGCUGUCCUGUCCAUCCUGUUGGGUUGUGUGCUCUUUGUUGCGCUGCCUAUCUUCGUUUUUCAAGAGGUGGAGGAGUGGACCCUGCUGGAAUCGGCCUACUUCGUGGUUAUCACCUUGACCACAGUGGGGUUUGGAGACUAUGUUGCAGGGGAUUCAGGAAAGGAAGGCAGCGACCACUGGUACAAACCCUUGGUGUGGUUCUGGAUCUUGUUGGGGCUUGCAUACUUUGCAUCUAUCCUCACAAUGAUUGGUAACUGGCUCCGGGUUCUUUCAAAGAAGACCAGGGCUGAGAUGGAGGAGUUGCGAGCCCACGCCACUGACUGGACUCAGAACAUCCAAAAUAUGUCGGUGGACUUUCGCAUGCCAGGAAAAAUUGAUGACCCCUUUAAACGGCGUAGGAGAAAGCGCCGCCACGGCCCUCGAAGCCAUGGUCACAGUGUAUCAGCUAACGGGGUGCCUGAAGGGCAAGAAGAGCAGCGUGAGAGUCAGGAAGAGUCUGGGUCAUAUUCCUCUUCAUCAUCGUCCUCCUCUAAUGAGUCAGGGUCUGGGUCGGAGACAGAUUCUCAGGCCACUCAGACGGAGCGAGUCCCAGAAGAAAAGCCUGCAGAACCCAAACAGGAGGAGGCUCCUCCUGACCCCCACCUGUCCCAGCCUCUGGACUACUUUGGUGAAAACCUUGCAUUUAUUGAUGAGUCCUCGGAUACUCAGAGCAGCAAACUACAUUUGGAUCCCCUGCUAAAUCCAACAAAGCCCAAUCCCCGUCAGCCAAAAAGGAGACGCCACAGAAGGCCAGUUCCUCAGAGGAACCAUAAAAACAACAGCUCCAACACCACUAACAAGAAGGAACCCAACGGAAACCCCAGAUCCGUUCCAGAUUUGCCACCCAAGCCUUGUGAUUGAUAGCAAAUGUAUUGACUCUUGUUGACAGAGGAGUUUUCCUUGUAGAAUAUAUACUGCCUGCAUACAGACAUUCAAGAUAAAAACAAGAUGUCGAAGCCUUAGCCACGUGUGGUUUUGCAUUUAAUGUUCUUAGCAUGUGAGUGUUUAUGCCUCCCUUAAAGGUGAUGAAGAGAUUUUCAUGCCAGUGUUCCCUUUACUUGCUGAGGAGUUACUGCUCUCUAGUGGGCCAGGACUGAAGUGCAGUACGACUCUGUGACCAUGCUUUAUAGUAGUCAAGAUAAACUUUAUAUAGCAGUGUGCUGAAGAGAGGCUUCUCUGAUCUGUGACAGUAACUACUGAAUCCCUCAAACAAAUAAACAGGUACUCGAGAUCCUCUUGUACAUUUUUGGUAUGUAUUGAAAUCUUUUUUAAAUCCUGUAAACUGCAUUAUAUUUAGAUUUUCAUGGCCAAAUGCAUUUAAUUAUAUUGCACUACAUACAUCUGCCUAAUAAAGUUGUUUUUAAUAA